GACAAAAGUUCAGUAGAAAAAUGAAAUGUAUGUGUGUUUUUAACUGCUUCACAAGUGAUUUCAGUUCACCAUGAUUUCAUGACAUAGUUGGUAUACAUUUAAUACUCGAACCACCUAACACAUAUAGAAGAUUGGGCAACAUGUAUCCGUGACUCAGAACGCUUUUGCCUUGAUAUACAGAGAUUGCUGAAUCUCUUUCUACAAAAUCUUCAAAAUGGAUCAGAAAUGGUGGAGUGGGGAAACAGUGGCAGUAGUUACAGGAGCCAACAGGGGAAUAGGCUUAGAGAUUGUUCGCCAGCUGGCGCGUAAGGGCAUGACUGUUGUGCUUACGUGUCGCAAUGAGAAGAAUGGGUUGGCUGCCAUGAAAGAAGUGGGUGAAGCAGGACUUGAUAAUGUUCGUUUUCACAUAUUAGAUGUGCAGAGCUCCCAAAGUGUUUCAGAUCUGGCCAAAUGGUUGAAAACCAUCUUUGGGGGAUUUGAUAUUUUGAUAAAUAAUGCAGCAGUUUCGGGGCAAGACAUGAACUGGGAAGUGAUGAACAAAACUGGGGUGGAUUUGCGCCAACUAUUACUGUCAUCUGAAGGGUCAAAUGAAACUUGUGUGUAUGAUUAUGAAAGUGCAAGAACAUGCAUUGAUAUAAAUUACUAUGGCACAAAGAGAGUUGUGAAAGGCUUGCAACCAUUACUAAGGGAAACGUUUGGCCGGCCACGAAUUGUUAAUGUCACCUCUGUAUAUGGGCUUGUCAAGAUGAUGCCAAACCCAGAGCUACAAAAACAACUUUCUGACAUUGAUAAAGUUAGUGAGGAAUUUCUGGAUUCCAUGGUAAGUCAGUUUUUAGAAGAUGUCAAGCAAAACAAAAACUUGGAAGAGAAAGGAUGGCCAGUUCCGUUUUCUGGAUACAAAAUGUCAAAGAUUUGUAUCAACACAUACACACGUCUCUUAGCCCGUGAGCUUUCUGAUAAGGUGACUGUAAAUUGUGUUCAUCCUGGAUACGUUAAAACUGGAAUGACAGGUGGUACAGGAGACCUAUCACCAAGUGAAGGUGCUGAAAGUGUAGUCAAAUUAGCCUUGUCUCCUCCUGGUGGGCCUUCUGGUAACUUCUAUAUUGAAAAGGAGAUCGGUGGCUUCUGAAUGAAUUUAUUUUCAGUUCUGAAACUACUUUUGCCAUAAAGGAGACAUUUCCCAUAUUCUAUAUGAAAAAAACUAUUGCCUUAUGUUUUCAAUUUACAAUAUUAUAUUUUCAUUC
Messenger RNA from Cryptomeria japonica (Japanese cedar), 1244 nucleotides. RefSeq names its product (+)-neomenthol dehydrogenase. Bases 215 to 1129 code for a protein of 304 amino acids. The transcript is spliced from 5 exons. Gene Ontology annotation, cellular component: membrane. The record is from RefSeq and is a predicted model, not a curated record. NCBI's taxonomy places the organism in Eukaryota, Viridiplantae, Streptophyta, Pinopsida, Cupressales, Cupressaceae.